UAAAGUUUUUGCAUCCUGGGCAGAAUAAUCGAUAUUUGAAUCUGAAAAAAAAAGGAUUUUUGUCUGUCUUGCGUUUUAAAUCAUCAGAUUUUUUGUUCUGAAAUUUUACCAAAGAGGAAAAAAGAAAAGUUUAUUUUAUGUGGUCUAACGCUUAUUUCUUACCUCCGCAAGGAAUGUAUUUUCCGGGUGUCCAACUCAUGGGUGUACGAAGGGACGGUUCUGGAUUUGAGGUAAUUGCCCCAUCAUCCAGACCAGUUUUACAAGCUGGCAUGAGCCCAUUUCCAACACAAUUUACGCCAAACCCUCAAAAUGUAGGUCCUACUGUGACUGUAGCAGUAAAAAACUCAAUGACAGAUCCUCUGGCAUCGUUAAAGCCUGAUUUAAAUACUCAACAGUCAAACUCAAUACAUAAUGCUGUAACAGAAUUUGUUUCCAAUCAAGCAAUAACAACAAAUAAUCCUACAAUACCUCUCACAGUAUCCACUCCGACAGCCAAUAAUGAACAAGUGAAGAGUACAGAGGCCACAGCAGACACAAAUUUAUCUAGUGCCAAUAUUGACGCCAAAACUUCAUCACAAUCAGUCACAACGACUUCAUCAUCUGGAACACAAGUGUCACAAACAGAGACAGUCAUCACGACAUCGAGCAAUUCUACAAAUGCAACAAAUACUUCAUCUUCCAUUAUUUCAGAAGCCAAAAAUCAACCAAAGCGUCUUCAUGUAUCAAAUAUACCAUUUAGGUUUAGAGAUCCUGACUUAAGAGCAAUGUUCGGGCAAUUUGGACCAAUACUUGAUGUUGAGAUUAUUUUCAAUGAACGAGGAAGCAAAGGUUUCGGUUUUGUGACAAUGCAUAAUAACGCAGAUGCUGAGCGAGCACGUGAAAAACUACAUGGCACUGUGGUAGAGGGACGUAAAAUUGAGGUAAAUAAUGCUACUGCUAGAGUACAGAGUAAAAAAGUUGCUACUAUUCCAAAUGUUUGCGUACAAUGGCCUCCUGAUGCAACUGCAGCGGCAUUAAGAGGUGUUACAAUCCAAAGUGCUAGAGCGCGUGCCAGUGCUGCAUUCCCGACAGCUAGAACUUUCCCAAGACUACCAACGCCUUUAAACAGUGCAGCAGCAGCCGCAGUUGGUCAACUUCAUGGAUAUACACCGGUAUAUUAUGAUCCAUUUUUCAAUCCAGCGGCAACAGCUCAUCAUCAAAACACAGAUCCUGCGUUAAGAUUACAAGCCGCAACUGCUCCCAUGAUGAAAGCUCCGAUGGCACAACCUCAACAAACGUUUCCAACAGCCGCGUUUACUCAAGUACAGGCUCGAUCUUUGGGAGCAGCUGGAUUAUCUCAAGUACAAGCUCAAACGCAACCAUUAACUGCAAGCUACGCAGCAGCCUCGCUUGGAGGAUACAGCAGAGAUUUCGCAGAAGCGUAUCUUGGCCAUAGUAUCGGACCUAUUCCUGGGUUUACUACAACUAUGUACCGUAAUGCAGGAUAUAAUAGAUAUGCGCCAUAUUAACUAUAAAACUCAUAGAAUAGUUAUACAACUUUUAAAACCCUCUAUUAGAAAGCUAUUAAUUUCAGCAUGCAUUCAACAUUCGUGUGUUAAUGAAAUUUAAUGAUAAAUUUCAUUGAUCAUGUUCUGUAAAAAAAAGAAUUGUAUGUUGAGGAACGUAUAAGCAAGCUUCAAAAUGAGGAAAAUAUUAUGAAAAAGAAGAAAAUGGGAACUACAUACAAAAGAGAUAAACUUGGAGAUUUUAUUAAAUUGGUAUUAAGAAAAUGCGAUAAAGUGUUUUUGCUCUUCAAAAUUUCGUAGACAGUACCACAACAGAUACCUUUACACACAACAGAUGAAAAAUUAAAAAAAAACUUGAAUAACAAUGCAUCACUUUGAUUUCGUCAUGUAAUUUUUAAGACAUAGUGUUUAAAUCCGUUUAAUUGUUCCUUAUUUUUUUGUUCCCAUCUCUCUUUCUCUUCUUUCUUAAUUCUGACCAUGUAUAAUUAAUUAAUUAAGUAAUCAAUUGAUGAUUAUU
This is a messenger RNA of Chironomus riparius, 2022 nucleotides long. The record is from the annotation of a GenBank genome assembly. NCBI's taxonomy places the organism in Eukaryota, Metazoa, Arthropoda, Insecta, Diptera, Chironomidae.